AAGAUGUCUAGCCGUUCACUUCAACGGCGAUGAAUCACUUUUGCGAGCUCUCGCCUUACUUGUUCUGGAAACUUCAGUAAAGCACGCUGGUGUUGCGAUGUGCGAUCCGUAAUUCCCCUGCUACCCCAUGUUGCAAAGAAUAGCUUCCGUGACCAGACGAAAGUGUAUCUUGCACAAAUUGUAAUUUUAUCCUGGCAAACGCAACAAAUGUUCGUUUUUUGGCACUGUCGACUUGCCGGCAUGAUGUGUUGCGCAACAGCACACACGGUUCAAUAUAGUGCAGCGAGUAACGCAAGACAUCACUCAACUUUCCGCAGGUCGUGAAAGUCAUGGGUCCGAAACGGAAAAUGUCGACAUUGGUGCACUGCUAUAACAAGGGUUGCCUCAAAAAAUUCGAUCCCAGCAAGAACACCCCAGAUUCCUGCCUGUUCCACCCCGGAGAGCCUGUGUUCCAUGAUGCUUACAAGAGCUGGUCAUGCUGUUCCAAAAAGACUACGGAUUUUACGGAGUUCCUCAACAUACAGGGCUGCACAAGAUCGUACCAUCAGGAUAAGAAACCUCAGGAACCCGUAAAACCGGUGGUUGUACAGUUGGAGGAGACGACACGGAGCAAUCCUAUCCAAAAACCUGUCGUGCCAAUGGAGAGACCGGACGAGAAUGACCCCAUGGUUAGACUUCCCUGCACAACAGGAGCAUCGCUCGUGCCCCUCCUUAGCAAGCUGUCUGUUUCCAAGAAUGAAGAAAUCCCAGAGAAGAAUGGCGACGGAAAUAUCACCGUAACCAUAGGAACGUCCUGCAAAAAUGCUGGCUGCAAAAAGUCGUACCAAGACGAACGCAGCAACCGGGAAACCUGUCUCUACCACUCCGGCCAGCCCAUCUUUCACGAAGGAAUGAAGUACUGGACGUGUUGCCAGAGGAAAACGUCGGAUUUCAGCAGUUUCUUGGAGCAAGAAGGUUGCACGACCGGCAAUCACACGUGGAUCAAAGAGAAAAACGAAGCGACGCACACGGCGUGUCGCUUCGACUGGCACCAGACCGGUUCCUUCGUCGUCAUCACCAUCUUCUCCAAGCUUCCCAUCCCGGACUUGUCCGUCGUGGAGGCGAAUCGCGUCAAAGUCCGCAUGUACAUCACCUUUGGCGAGCAGAAGAACGUAUUUGAAGAAACGCUCGUUCUCACUGGGGUAAUCAAUGUGGAAAAGAGCUCUGUCCAGUUUCUGGGGACAAAGACGGAAAUCCAGCUCAAAAAAGCGGAGCCAGUCAGCUGGAAAUACUUGUACCUCCCAAAGGCAAAACCUAAAGAGGCAGACCAAGACAGUGAUUGUAAUCUGGAUGACGAUUAGAUUAUAAACUAUCGAAAGGUGAUGCGUUAUUUAAUAUCGUUGCAUUUCACAACAAUGUGCUAGUUUUACUUUUUUGUUGCUGUAAUAAAUGGGUUUCCACCGUGA
Ornithodoros turicata is the source of this 1445-nucleotide messenger RNA. RefSeq names its product cysteine and histidine-rich domain-containing protein 1-like (gene mora). The transcript has 10 exons. The coding region runs from base 330 to 1340 and encodes 336 amino acids. Lineage: Eukaryota; Metazoa; Arthropoda; Arachnida; Ixodida; Argasidae. The record is from RefSeq and is a predicted model, not a curated record.